Molecule: messenger RNA, 273 nt
Organism: Talaromyces atroroseus
Lineage: Eukaryota; Fungi; Ascomycota; Eurotiomycetes; Eurotiales; Trichocomaceae
Product: Ubiquitin-like protein SMT3
Exons: 2
Coding region: 1-273 (90 amino acids)
Biological process (GO): protein sumoylation
Cellular component (GO): nucleus; septin ring
Molecular function (GO): protein tag activity; ubiquitin-like protein ligase binding
Source: RefSeq, a predicted model, not a curated record
AUGGCGGAAGCUGGAGGAGAUAUCGCGCCGGAGCCCGUCGAGCACCUAAACAUCAAAGUCACGGAUAAUCACAACGAAGUCUUCUUCAAGAUCAAGCGCACGACACAGCUGAAAAAGCUCAUGGAUGCUUUCUGUGACCGCCAGGGCAAACAACCAUCGACAGUCCGUUUUCUCUUCGACGGUACGCGGGUACGCCCAGAGGACUCUCCGGAGACUCUUGAUAUGCAAGACGGUGAUACCCUAGAAGUCCACCAAGAGCAAAUCGGGGGUUAG